This is a messenger RNA of Daphnia pulex (common water flea), 824 nucleotides long. RefSeq lists its product as uncharacterized. Lineage: Eukaryota; Metazoa; Arthropoda; Branchiopoda; Diplostraca; Daphniidae. Bases 114 to 650 code for a protein of 178 amino acids. Gene Ontology annotation, cellular component: cytoplasmic side of plasma membrane. Gene Ontology annotation, molecular function: lipid carrier activity; enzyme activator activity. The record is from RefSeq and is a predicted model, not a curated record. Gene Ontology annotation, biological process: lipid transport; ganglioside catabolic process. The transcript is spliced from 4 exons.
UUCGUCUGUCUGAUUGUUAGGUUGAAUGAUGGUCUGAAGGUAAACGUGUCAAACAUUCAACUGUGCUGUGUGUUCGGCUCGUGCGUCCACUAAAAGAUUUCAAUCUAUCCGGAAUGAAACGCCCAGCAUUUUCCUUAUUUGCUAAAUUUGCUCUUCUAUUUGUGUAUUUGGUUGCCACCCCAACAUGGUGCUCUCACACCAUUUUGGAUUGCGGGGGAACUUCGAUUGCGUUCAGUGGACAAUCGACUAAUAGCGAUGAAAUAACACUUGUGCCCGGUGGAUCGAUCGAGUUGUCUGUGACGGCCAGAAGCUCGCAACCCACACCCGAGGGUGUGAUGCUCAUGAAACUUAUCAGGCGAGAAUCGGACAAUGCCAUAGUUCCUUGUCUAGACGGAAUUUCAGGCAGCUGCCAACUUGACCUGUGCUAUUAUAUGGUCAACUAUCCGGAUUUGAUUUCUCUUCCGGUCUCUACUUGCCCUGUUCCUGCAGCCAGUUACACUUUCAAUAUCAAAUUGUUGUUUAAUGAAAUAUGGCUGGGUGUUAACGGAGACAUGCAGAACGCAACUUACAACAUGCGGUAUGAAUUAAAAGUCGCCCAAGAAGUUGUUGGCUGCUUUACGUUUCCAUUUACCCUAUCAACCGUUUUAUGAGGGAAUUCGACGAGCUCUAAUGUCGCAUCGCGCGAAGCUCUUGUGAUUAAAAAUAAAUCCGUUUGUAAUGACAAAAAAUUAAUUAGUUUAUAGAUUUCGGGAUUAUAACGCUAUUGAGCCCUAUAUAGAGUCUAUUUCUGUACAUCCUUUGAUAAUAAAUCAUAUAUAAAAAGA